Metarhizium robertsii ARSEF 23 is the source of this 756-nucleotide messenger RNA. Its product is annotated as Fumarylacetoacetase, protein. Gene Ontology annotation, molecular function: acetylpyruvate hydrolase activity. The transcript has 2 exons. NCBI's taxonomy places the organism in Eukaryota, Fungi, Ascomycota, Sordariomycetes, Hypocreales, Clavicipitaceae. The record is from RefSeq and is a predicted model, not a curated record. Bases 1 to 756 code for a protein of 251 amino acids.
AUGUUCCAGAGACUCAUUCGUUUUCUCGACGCCAAUGGUGACACCCUCUACGGAAACAUUACAGAAUCAGAUGACUUGAAGAAAAUUGAAGGCCUAUCCGUUUCAGUGCUCGCUGGCUCUAUCGAGAAGGGUUUUACAUCAACCAAUAAGCGCUCCGUUGCGACCAAACUGUCGAUCCCUCCUUAUCCCGUCAUUUUCACAAAGCCAUCCGACGCCCUUGCAGGUCCAUCAGAUGAGAUCCCCAUCCACCCAGAGGCACAAUCUAUGCUUGAUUACGAAGGGGAGCUUGGCGUGGUCAUCGGUCGUGACGCCUUGAACGUCUCCGAGGCCAAUGCUUUGGACUACGUGCUUGGCUACACGUGCGCGAAUGACAUUUCUGCGCGACAUUUUCAACUUCCGGAUACGUCGGGGGGCCAAUACUGUUUUGCCAAGUCUUUUAACAAGUUUGGCCCAAUAGGACCAUGUAUCGUGUCCCCCAAGCUUAUCCCUGAUCCGCAAAACUUGACUUUGGCGACGCGGGUCAACGGCGCCACAAGACAGUCCACUUCAACUUCGGAUAUGAUUUGGACUGUGAAGCAAAUCAUUUCCCACGCUAGCAAGGGCACAACUGUUCGCGCAGGAACGGUGAUAAUGACCGGGACUCCGGCUGGUGUUGGUUUGUUCUGCAAGCCUCAGGCCUUUAUGAAAUCUGGAGAUGAGGUCGAGGUGGAUAUCGAUGCAGUCGGUGUCCUGCGAAAUAAAAUUUUGUUCAACUAG